This is a messenger RNA of Drosophila subobscura, 1873 nucleotides long. RefSeq lists its product as uncharacterized. The coding region runs from base 54 to 1790 and encodes 578 amino acids. Gene Ontology annotation, molecular function: protein binding. NCBI's taxonomy places the organism in Eukaryota, Metazoa, Arthropoda, Insecta, Diptera, Drosophilidae. The record is from RefSeq and is a predicted model, not a curated record. The transcript is spliced from 6 exons.
AAACAAAAUAAGUUACUGCAGGCACAGAUAGAUACAACAAAGAAAUAAUUACAAUGACAUCGAUUGUUGGUGCACCGCCAGCGGGUGUGGCCGCGGCCGUUAGUCCCUGGGAGACGAUCGAAUGGCCGCCAGAGAUUGAGCAACACAUCUACAAGGAUUGGGGAAGCUACUACUCACGCCGGCGCAGAGAGAACUUUGCCAUGCACUACUUUAACAAGGCACUCGAUCUGGAUCCCAAGGACCACAUGACAAUGUACAAACGCUGCCAGAGCAAACGGAAGGCGGCUCAGACUCAGGGCGCGCUGUUGGACAGUCGCGCGGCGGCGAGCAUGGCUCGCACGACGAGUGGCGAAAAGGCUUUCAUUAAUCUGGAAAUCUGUGAUGCUCUGUACGAACUCAAUCAGUUUGAAAACAGCAUGGCCGAGACGCAAAACAACAUUCGCCAGUUUACGGGCAAUAAGACUAAAAGCUUCGAGAAUCGCUUGGUGGUGGUCGAAGAAGUUAUACAAGAUUGUACGGGUGAGGCAUUGACCGCAUUCUUCUCGAAACACCAAAGAACCGUCCAGGUCGUCAACGAGCUGUUCAAGGCCAGUGAAAUAGUGGACAAGCGUCCGCUGUGGAAGGUGUUGAGGGAGCAGGGCAAAUGCGAUGUACUCAGCAUACCCGAGGUGGAGGAGCAGCUCCUCUCACCACUGGAGAUAGCGCGCCGAAAGCGCGCCUUUAAUAUAUUCCAUCAGACAUACCUCAAUGAGUCCUGGGUGGAUGUGGUGUUCAUGAAGAGUCUGCUGAAUAAUCCCGCACUGCUGCUCAGUCAAUGCAAGGAGUCCAACUACUUUCUAAACAAAAUCUCCGUCAAGCAGUACGAGAUUGUGCGGAAGUUUAUGAAAAUGCUGCAAUCGCGUAGUCCCUUGUACUACGAGAACUUUAUCAAGUAUCGCAACAAGCAGUUGUCGGAUCGGUAUCGUGAGUCCUACCUGUACCAUGUACAGUACCAGACAUAUCGCACCAUGAAUGCGGCCCUCAAGCGUGUUCGUGUGCUGCGCAAGGAGCGGCGAGUGAAGACUUUAACCAAAUACGUCGAGGAGGUAAUGGGCGAUUAUGUGGUGAAGAAAACGCAUCGCGUCAUGUGCUGGAAGUUCGAGUUUCUCAAUGAAAUGUACAACACUUUGGGUCUGGCGCUGGCCGAACAACUGAAGCCACCGAAGCGCUUUAGUGUCAUUGGGAAUUCGGCGAUCCUGCAGCUGCUACAUUUGCCCACAGACAAGGUGAUGGAAUUUGUUUCCUUUGUGUUUGGAGAUCGAUCCACGCACGCAGAGCCGGAUCUCUACGAUCCCGCCACCACGAGAGCCAAGAGACUGCAGGCACGCCUCGAGCAUCGCAUGAUCUUUGCCAAGUAUUCCAUCGAAAAGUGUUAUCUGUUUCAUCAGAUCUCCCAAUGCCAUAUGGACCAAGGACACCAUUCGGAGUGCGCAUUUGCUGCACGCAGGGGCGUAAAGGAGUCGGCGAAUUGCAACAGCAAUCUCUGGAAGUUCCUCAAUGUGGUGCAGAUAGUCAAGGCAAAUGCUGUGGUGCACAAGCUAGAACAAACGAAAGACGCACUGGAUGAUGCCCUCCCCAUUGCCAAGGCUCUCAAGUCCAGGGAUUUGGUUUCCUUCGUGGAGCUUUGUAUGGUGUGUAAUCAGGAAGAGUCCGCCACGAAGAAGGCCACUGUGGUCCUGAGUCGUCGUGCCAGCAAGGCCAGUAAUCGCUCUAUGGCCAGCUCCAAGGAGCUCUCAGAAGGCAGCGAUUAGCUUUUGAGGUUUUGUUUAUGGAUUAUUGUUUUUUGUCCUGCAAUAUUUUAUUAGAGGGGCCAGCGAGACUGGUAAUUUUAAAC